Messenger RNA from Epinephelus fuscoguttatus (brown-marbled grouper), 5405 nucleotides. Its product is annotated as phosphatidylinositol 4,5-bisphosphate 3-kinase catalytic subunit gamma isoform. Gene Ontology annotation, cellular component: cytoplasm; plasma membrane; phosphatidylinositol 3-kinase complex, class IA. NCBI's taxonomy places the organism in Eukaryota, Metazoa, Chordata, Actinopteri, Perciformes, Serranidae. Gene Ontology annotation, molecular function: 1-phosphatidylinositol-4-phosphate 3-kinase activity; 1-phosphatidylinositol-3-kinase activity. Gene Ontology annotation, biological process: phosphatidylinositol-3-phosphate biosynthetic process; phosphatidylinositol-mediated signaling; cell migration. The record is from RefSeq and is a predicted model, not a curated record. The transcript is spliced from 12 exons. The coding region runs from base 199 to 3561 and encodes 1120 amino acids.
CACACUCCACCUUAGGAUCUUAAGAAAGCAGCACCUGUCUUCCUCAGAGUUUUUAAAUGAUUUUCGGUAGUAAUGCGCUACACCUGCAAUGUCUUAAUAGCAACCUGUGAAUCAUACUGCAGGAAGUGGUCUGAUAAUCAGUUAGAUUCAGAGGUUGUUUUUUUUUCUGAACUCCAGGAUUGAGUCUCCUAAGUAUCAAUGGAUCCUACAUUGCUCCUGCAUCGGUCUGUCGUUCCACAUCCAGUGGACCUUCUAUCUGGAACGACAGCUCAAAGCUGCUCUGAGAACAACCUGAGGUUUAUCUGUGAGUUUAAGCCCGGGCCUGGUCCACUGCAGGUGUCUGUAGAUGAGGAUUUCAAUGUCAAUAUGGACAGCGAGUCAGUAUCAGUCAUCCUCCCUGCACAGUGCAGUGUCUACCAGCUGCGGCUGCGCAUCUGUAUACAGGCACAGGAACAAAACUGCCAUCCAGACCCACUUGCAAUCCUGGACCCAGAGAAAUACACUCUGCUUUAUGCCAGGGGGGAUGACUGGUAUGAGGCCUACGAUGACUGUCAGGUUAUCAGGACGUCAGACAUUCCAUGGUCAUAUGACAACACUGGGCGUCUGUUGGCGCACAUAGUGGUAACACCACUUGUGGCAGUUGACUCAGAGGAGAGGAAGAAACAGCAGGAGUGUCUGGCUGAACUGAUAGGACACAACCUGGAGAAAGAAGCAUCUGACAGGCUUGGUGAGCUCACAUUCACCCGCAGAAAACUGGCUUCUCCGAGAAGACAAGAGCUGAGGGAUCGGGAUGAUGAGUUAUACGCCACAGAACCUUGGAUAACACAUGCCCCCAUUCCAAAUGACCUACAGGACCAGCUAAACAGAAAGCUUCCUGUCACCCUUCAUUAUAUGAGCAAGCUCAGCUUCAGCAUACAGGUGGAUUUUAGUGCAACUCCAAGUGUACUUCUUACGGUUUUUAGAAAGGUGAUGGCAGAUCAGGGGCUCGUUUACGACACUUCUGAAAGGCUGGUGUUGAAGGUCUCUGGGAGGGAGGAGUUUUUAUCUGGAGACUACCCCCUGAGCAGUUUCCUCUGGGUUCGACAGUGCUUAAAAGCCAUUCAUGACCUCCACCUCUCUGUGGUCCCUGUGUCGCAGGUUGUCAAUGAGACUGUCAGGUUUGUAGACUUGCCACUCGUUGAUGGUUCCAGUGGCCAGUUUAGCUCCCACGAUGACCUCCGCCUUGAAGGGAAGGAUCUGGACGACAUUUUCAUGAUAUCCUUGUGGGACUGCAACAGAAGACUCAGAGUGAAGCUGCUUGGCUUUGACAUCCCAAAACUUCCAAGCAAAUGCCCUCAGUCAGUUUAUGUAACAGCAUCCAUACUUUAUGGUAACAAGGUUCUCUCUUCGGUGUCCUCAACUCCCAAGGCCUUCGCAGAUGAAGUGCUGUGGAAUGAGUGGCUUGACUUUGAUGUUCUCCUCAGGGAUCUGCCACGUGGAGCCAAGCUGGGCUUCACGAUUAAUGCUAGUGCUGGUGACAUCACCCCAGACCGAAAGUCCACAAUAAUCAAAGACCCAAAGCCGCCACUGCCCUCAGUCACUAAAGCACCAGACCUGCAGAAAGGGAAGGGGAAGGUGCUCUACUUUGUCAAUCUCCUGCUCAUUGAUCACAGGUCCGUCCUAAGUCAGGGCCCCUACACCUUGCACAUGUGGUUCUACCCAGACCUGGAUGAUGAGGCCAUCACCUACCAGGCAGACAAGCUCUCCUCUGCUACCAACCCAGACAUAGCUGACUCCAUGGCUAUCAGCUUCCUUCUAGAUCGCUACAGUUUCCCUGUGGUUCUGCCAAAUAGCUUCAGCUCCUCUCAAUGCUCCACCAAAUCUACUGCUUCCCCCGAUGCUCUCUCCUCCUCGCCCCCUUCCAACGUAUCUAGCGCGGAUUCUUCCUUUCUGAAUGUGAAACCUCUCCAGAAUUCAGGGAUUGACACUGUGUCUCUCAGAUCCCCGUCUCCCGUCACCAGCACCAACAAGUCUUGCCUCAGAAGGUUCCGGGAGGAGAGCCUCCGCUACGCCUCCAAUCUGCCCCAUUAUCUGCGCAGUGUUAAUUGGAUGAACCGUAGAGCAGUUGAGGACAUCCACUGGCUACUGGGAAUGCUGGAUCCUGGAGAACUGGACGUAACAGUGGCUCUGGAGCUGUUAAGCAUGGACUUUGCUGAUGUGACAGUCAGGAGACUUGCAGUCCAGAGAUUGGAGUGCCUGUCCAAUGACGAUGUAUUGAAGUAUUUGCUGCAGCUAGUGCAGACCCUCAAAGUGGAACCUUACCAUGACAGUUUCCUCGCUCGGUACCUCAUCCAAAGAGCCCUGCGGAGCAAGAGGAUCGGCCACUUCUUCUUCUGGUAUGUCCGCAGUGAGGUGGCAGGGUGUCCGUACUUCCGCCAGCGCAUGGCUGUGAUUCUGGAGGCCUACCUGCUGGGCUGUGGUCAGGCCAUGCUCGACAGCUUCACCCAGCAGGUCCAGGCUGUGAAGGCCCUAGAGGAGGUUGCUAUUAUGAUUAAGAAAAUGUACCCCGACAAGACUGACCUUCCUCCUACAGCUCCCCUCAGGCUUCAAGAGCUUCUUAGGAACUGUAAUUUGCCAAAUGAAUUCCUGCUCCCCUUUGACCCGCGCAUCAAAGCUGGAAGCAUUCUGCUGGACAAAUGUAAGGUGAUGGCCUCCAAGAAGAAGCCACUGUGGCUUGAGUUCUCUCCCAUGCCAUCGCCCACCUCUGCUACACCUGUCGGAAUAAUUUUCAAAGAGGGGGACGACCUCAGACAGGACAUGCUGGUCAUUCAGACGCUGGUGGUGAUGGACUCUAUCUGGCAGGAGAAAUCACUGGACCUUAACCUUAUUCCAUAUGGCUGCAUCUCCACAGGACACAACAUAGGUAUGAUUGAGAUUGUGAGGGACGCAGCGACCAUUGCUGCAGUACAGAGGAACCAUGGAGGAACGAAUGGAGCCUUCAGAAACGAUGCUCUGUUUGAGUGGCUCAAGUCCAAAUGUCCACUCCAGGAAAUACACUACAAGACAGUGGAGAGAUUUGUGAAGUCCUGUGCUGGUUACUGUGUGGCCACCUAUGUUCUGGGUAUAGGAGAUCGACACAAUGACAACAUCAUGGUCACAGACCAAGGGAACCUGUUUCACAUCGACUUUGGUCACAUCCUGGGCAACAGGAAGCACUUCCUUGGUGUGAGCAGGGAACGUGUACCAUUCGUCCUCACACCUGACUUCCUGUAUGUCAUGGGUAGGGGCAAAGGGCGCAACAGCCUCUACUUUCAGCGGUUCAGGGACACCUGCACCCAGGCAUACCUCUCCCUGCGUGCGCAUUCUCGUCUACUGAUCACUCUUUUCUCCGUCAUGCUGCUGACGGGUAUCCCGGAGCUGAGUGCUGCAGAGGAUAUGCGCUACCUGCGGGAGGCAUUGCAGGAGGAACAGAAUGAGGCAGAGGCCAAGGAGCAUUUCCUUCAGCAGAUCGCUGAGUGUGAGCAGAAGGGCUGGACCGUGCAGGCCAACUGGUGGAUCCACAUGGUGGCAGGCAUCAAGUAGACUGUAGAGGAUUUGAAAUCUGAAAUCAUGAUGCUUCAGGCCUGAAGGAGGGGAAAUGGUCACAUGUCUGUAUGUAAAUUUUUUAAAAAUUUGUUUUCAUUGUUUAUUUUUUAUGUGUUAUUAUUAUAGAUAUGUAUUGUCUAGUAUCCCUCUCCUUCUCAACAGCUCUUAUGUCAUGAUAUGCUUUUAGCAGCAAAGAUGCUCUUCAGACUUGCUAAACAGUAUGGGCAAAAACAUUACAAGCAUGAUAUCCUUAUGGUUACACACUGUACAUACAUGGGCUGUAUACAGUACACUGUCCACGUGUGCAUCAGUUUUGGAUCAUUACGAACAGCGCCUCAAUUUAGGCUUGUGACAUGCAUUGUGUCUUUUCAAAAUACGUUCACAGGAAAUGUGAAUGUACAGUUUCUACUCCAGGGGCGUAAUUGGGGCCCAUAGGGUGGGGGGCCCAUAGAGAAAGCAGGCCCUUGCAAGUGAUUCAGAAUACCACCUCAGAAAUAUAGCUGUGUUCAAAGAGGAAUGAUGUUUUUUCUUCUUUUUCCUUUUCAAAAUAUGGAAUGAUUUUUGCUUGGUUAUAUGUACUACGUUGAUGUUGUCAAGUCUCUAUUUGAUCCUGUGAAGAGACGAUACAUGCGCAACAGCGUGCACAAAGGCCCAUCAUAACAGCAUGCACUGGGGCCCAUGAAGAUUACCUUAUGCCAAGGCUCAGCUCGUUACUUACAUACAGUCUUUUUUAAAAUAAGCUUGCUACAUAGGUAAAACACUUCAUUAUCAUGUUUCCUUAAGUUUAGGCAACAAAAAUCCCUGGAUAGAUUUAGGCAACAAAAGCACUUUGCUUGAGGUAAGGGAAAGAUGGUGAUUUUGGUUAAAUGGUUACAAAAAAGCUAAUAAUAAUGCUAAUAAUAACGAUGCUGGAAUGGAAGAUGGAAAACAAAUGAAAUAGGCCUACAUUGUCAUCAACAUUUUCUCGAUAUCUUGUUUCAUCAACGUUUUUAGGACUUGCCAGGUGCAUUAAUCAUUAUGUCAUGUAUCCUUUUUUUUUAAACUGUCCAUUUUGAGAAACAAUGUUAUAGGAAUGCAAUAGUUAAUCAAAAGAAAUAAACGGACCAUUUUUACAGCAAUUACUGAUGUGAAUUUUACGUUAGUCUGGUUGACAUAAAAAUGUGGAGAUCAAUAAGAUAACAUUAAUAAUGGCCUGCUCCUUGUCAUGUAAAACCCCUUCAUACCACGAUAGGUCUUACAGAGGAGGCACUCAGUGGGACGUGACGAAUGGAGAACUACUUAAACAUCCACGUGUCAGUGAGAAUUGGAUGCCAUUAACGACGUGGUUAAUUCCGAGAUAUGAGACUGACCAGUGGCUGCUACUUUAGGCUGUAAUAACGAUGCCCUGGUACAUAGGUACCCCAAUGGACAUAUGCACAUACAUACUCCUACCCACACACCCAUAUGUACAUACAUAUAUAUAUAUAUAUAUAUAUAUAUAUAUAUAUACACACACAUGUACAUACAUGCUCGUCUGCAUACAUCUACACCCAUGUACCCAUCUAAUACGCUAUUGAGUUGCAUAAUGGGAAAUGCAAGACUUCUGUAUUUUGUAGCCUGUCCCAACUUAGGGAAUAAAAAUAAGGAUAUCCCAACCUCUUCUGUUUUGAUUUUGACUCUUCCUUUUUCUGUCUCUUGCUAGUACAACAACUAUGGAAGUACAAUCCUACAUCACUGGGGUACCUUUUAAUUUGUUUUUAUAAAGCAUGUAAAAGGUGAAAUGAAAGAGUCUGACUUCAUUUGUGUUCAUAUUGCUGAAAGUUGUACUGAUUUUGAAUCAAAUAAAAACCUAAAUGAUGUAA